UUUUGAUGGUUACAACACAAUGAGUAAUCUUUAUCACGCAUAAUGAUCGUCUGUGCCGCGCAUACAUGCAGUAGAAAACGUCCAGUUAUUAUGGAUAAGAAUUACGGGAUCCUCCUUUAGCAUUGUUUUGUUGCGUGAUUUAGCCAGGUUCUGCCGGAAAGCUAUGAGGAUGCCGAUGGAGCUAUCAGUAUUAAUUUACAAAUUUUUGACGGAUGAUCAGGUGCGACGUCUCCAACUGUGGACUGUUUGAUGGCUAGUUUAAUCGCACAACCGUUUUGUAGACGCUUCUGGUUAAAAUGUUCCUUGAUAAUCUUCUGCCUAAGCCUGUUCCUCAUGUCUGUAUCGUUUAUUGUCAACGGCACUGGAAAUUUCGUUCCACAAUUUCAGUUUGAGCUGUUCAAAUCCGCUUCCGCAUUCCUCGAUACGCGGUCUGCCGAUAAGUAUUUGACUACAGAUUUAAAUGUGUUUGGGAAUCAUUCCGAAUCUCCGCUGAACUCAUCAGUGUCGCAGAAUGAUACCUUAUCUUCAACACUUCCAUGGUGUCCAGACAUGUCACCACUUCUGGUUGGUCCUAUUCACGCAUCGACUGAUACGGUGACCGAACAGCAGAUUGUCACAGCCAAUCCCCGCGUUCAGCCGGGUGGAGCGUAUCAACCGGUCGAGUGCCGUUCGCGACGUCGCGUGGCCGUGAUUAUUCCGUACAGGGACCGCAAAGAACAUCUCGAUAUUUUCCUGAAUAACAUCCAUCCCUUUUUACAAAAGCAGCAGCUGGACUAUCGUGUCUUUCUUGUGGAACAAUCUGGCACUUACUCAUUUAACCGGGGCACGUUAAUGAAUGUUGGAUACGUCGAAGUUGCGCGGGAUUAUCCUGCGUACGACUGUUUUAUAUUUCACGAUGUAGAUUUGCUACCGGAAGACGACCGAAAUCCUUAUUGGUGUCCCACCAUUCCGACAAUUUUGGCUUCAGCGAUAGAUCGGAAUCAAUACAGAAUGCCCUAUCCGGGAUACUUCGGUGCCGCGGUAUCUUUCACAAAGCAGCAGUUUGCCACCAUCAACGGUUUUCCUAAUGUGUACUGGGGAUGGGGAGGGGAAGAUGACGACACUGGCGGGCGCGUACUAAGGAAAUUUUACAGGGUAAACCAGUCACCGGUAGAGCUUGGCCGUUACAAAAUGAUCAAACAUGGCGCGGACAAGGGAAAUCCGAAAAACAAAGAUCGCUUUGAUUUGUUGUUUAAUGCCGUGUCCAGAUACAAAACGGAUGGCUUGUCCAGUUUGAAUUACAGUGUGCUGGCCAGUGAAAUUAGGCCGUUGUACACAUGGUUCCUAGUCGACAUUGGUAAACCUCCGGGCGCUCCUGUGGUAACACAGUUCCGUCACAGUGCUGGUGGCUUGUGGCCGGUUUGAAAUGUGAUUAUACUCAUACGAUGCAGACGUUUUGUGUACGAACUGGUAUAUUCACACGGGUGUUCCUUUUCCAGGCACGCGAUGAAAUGUUGAGGGUUUUUGACUGUUUUUCUACAUUAUGCGAUGUGAAGCUGCAGCGUCGCGUUCUAGUCGUAUGA
This is a messenger RNA of Paramacrobiotus metropolitanus, 1562 nucleotides long. RefSeq names its product beta-1,4-galactosyltransferase 3-like. NCBI's taxonomy places the organism in Eukaryota, Metazoa, Tardigrada, Eutardigrada, Parachela, Macrobiotidae. Gene Ontology annotation, biological process: carbohydrate metabolic process. The coding region runs from base 250 to 1404 and encodes 384 amino acids. The transcript is spliced from 4 exons. The record is from RefSeq and is a predicted model, not a curated record. Gene Ontology annotation, molecular function: glycosyltransferase activity.